Molecule: messenger RNA, 975 nt
Organism: Opisthorchis viverrini
Lineage: Eukaryota; Metazoa; Platyhelminthes; Trematoda; Opisthorchiida; Opisthorchiidae
Exons: 5
Coding region: 1-975 (324 amino acids)
Source: RefSeq, a predicted model, not a curated record
AUGGGACAUAGAAUAGAUCUGGAGAAUGUGGAAGUCUUAAGACGGGGUCUGCGAUUCACACCACAUCGGCUGACAGCCGAGGCGGUGGAGAUAACCAGGCAUUACAGCGUGAACAGAAUGGAGGGUGCGGAGCUGCCGACCGUAUGGAAAGCAGUCUUAAGAAUAUCUGGCAGCAGGGUUAAGGAAGCAGUGGAAACUGAGCUGGUCGAGAUUGAUGACGCGUUGCACAACCCCGUCGCAACUUUCUAUGUAUACUACGAAGCCGACCCAGGGACAAAACUUCAACAUCACCCGAAAGAAUUUAACUUGCACGCGGAGACAACAAUUGAGGUUCGCUUCAGAUUUCCGGUCCCGCCAAACAUGACCGUAGACGCGAGCAAAAGCAGCCAAGCCAAAGCCCUCUCAGAUAUGAUGACCAAAGAACUAAACAGAAACUUCGACAUGAAUCAGGUGGUUGAAUCUACCGUACUGGAAGGCUUCGAGUUCACGGGAUCUCCUGUAAUGUUUCGAGGCAUGGUCAAUUUUAAUCUGUACAAAUUGCAAAAGCGUUUUAUACAAUUUGACUGGACCAAUCCCGUCAACACAUUCAAUCUCUACAUGCGGAAUCAAAUACCGUUCUUUAUGAAGGGAUCUGUCACGACUGCUUCGGUCGGCAAGAAGGAUACGAGUGCUCAAGUUGGACGACUAAAUCCGGAAGAAGCACAGUUAGGUGGUAGAUUUGGAGUCGAUACUCAGCGUUCGGAUAGUGGAAAGCGACUUCUUCAGUGUCUGUUUCUGGUCAGUACAAACCUCCAACACGAACGCUCCAAUCGAGUUACUUAUAGACCACCUGCCACUAGACGGUUUUGGACUCAGUUGGACCACGUGACUAUCAAUUACCGAUGGAAUCGUCAAUUAAAGAUUGUCGUUCCUUCUGGUAUGCUCAAAUCGACUCUGAUCACGCCCGAUUAUCAUUCCGCUCUCCGUCAGCACUAA